Messenger RNA from Paramecium sonneborni, 928 nucleotides. Lineage: Eukaryota; Ciliophora; Oligohymenophorea; Peniculida; Parameciidae. The record is from the annotation of a GenBank genome assembly.
AUGAAUCAAGACAAGAGAAAAUAAAGAGAUUUUGAAGAUGAUGAUUCAGAAGAAGAAUAAGAAAUUGAAUAACCUAUUAAUGUACAUAAUAAAGGAGAUAUGGAAGAGGAAAUCAAUCUUGACUUUGUUUUCCUUGAUCCAAAUCAAAAAUAAUUUCACUCUAUUAAAACAUUCAUUAAUGGUUAUCUAGAGGGAAUUAGUUUUAAAUCCUCUGAAUUAGCCAAUAUUAUAUGUGAUUAAGUUGAAUUAGGAACUAUGGUUGGACAAGAAGAUGAAGACAAUGUUUUUGGUUUUACUACAAUAUUAAAUAUUGGUGAAAUUAAGUAACUUUAUAUUUCAUUAUUAUUAGGAGUAAUGCCAUUGGUGAAAUCUUACAUUAUGUUGAUACUAAAUCUUAAUAGCAUAAUAAAUAACAUUAACAACUUUAACAUAUUCUUUAAACACCAAGAAAAGUUGGCUUAUUCAUUAAUGAAAGAAUUCUUAAUUUAGCUCCAUAACUUGUUCCCAUCUUACAUAAUUAAUUAGUAAUUAUCUUCUCUUAUUUUAGAAAGAAGAUAUCAACUGGUUGCAAAAAGAAGAUCCAAAAAGUUCCCUUACAAAUUUAGAUUAUUUGCUUGUCAUCACUAAAUGUUUUAAAGAUAUUGACUAAUAAAAAUAAACUUAAAAAGUAACAUUAACUUUUUAAAAUUAGAAAUCUACUUCAGAUCUCAAUGAUUUGAUAUUCUAAAAGUUUGAGGACUAUGUUUUCCUUCAAAAAUCUCUGCUUUCAUUUCGAUUCCUUAGUGAAGGAUCUAAAUAAACUUAACAAGUAUCUGACUUUAUGAAAACUGAAUAAGAUGGUCAAAUAUGCUAUCGAUUGAUCUAUCUGAUUUAAUUAAAAGAUUAUCUAGCAUAAAUUGCCAAUAUUGAAUAAUAUGUAUAAUAAUGA